AUGUUGAAUUGCCAAUUAUCAAAAAUAAAAAACUUAAAAGAACUGAAGUGUUUGAUUCCUGGACAUUAUUAGCAAGUAAAGAACAUAGUCUGUCUUGACAAAGAUUGUGAAAAUAAAGGAUUAAUUUGCAUUUAUUGUUUGUAGAAUUUGCACUGUAAUCAUAAGUUUAUGGGGAUAGAAUAGUACAUCAAUGAAAUCAUGAAAUUCCGUCAAUAAGAAUAUCAAUAUUCCCACCAUAUAGAAUGUUUGAGAAAAUAGUUAAAUAAAAGGUAUUAAUCUCUCUAGCUCAAGAUAACAGAUUUAGCUUCCAAUUUAGAAAUUUUAACUCAUUAAAUAAAACAAAAAUAUGAAAAAGACUUAGAUAACAUUUAUAAUAUGAGUGAAAUUCUUAGGCAAUAGCAAGAAGAUUUUAUUACUAUGCAAGAUAAUGAAGAUGCUCUCUCUUGUGAAACUCUUACAAAAUUUAUUGAUAUAUCCUUUAAGUUUAUAAAUUAUACAUACGAUGAUAAUGAACUAAUUAAAAUUAACAACUAUUAAAAAGGAUUAAGCGAAUUAGAUAUAUAUGAAAAUAGGUUGGACUCAAUUGAAUAAACUAUUUCUGAAAGCUUAAAGGAAGUUUAAAUGCAUUAAAGUUAUUUGUUAUAAGAAGAUUUAAAAAAAAUAGAGAAUUUAGAUAUCUCUCCUUCUACCUACCAUAAGAAAAUACAAUAAGCUCAUAUACAUAUCAUAUCAAGCAUGGUGCUCAUAAAUCAUAAUUAUUUAUAUACAGCUUCGCAUGAUGGAUAUAUAAAAAUGUGGAACACUUAAAAUUUAUCAUGUAUGAAAGUGCUUAAGUCUUCUUAUUCUAAAAUAUGGUUAGCUUUAGUAUAUUUAUAAGGUUUAAAUUGCCUUCUUGGGCUAACUAACGAUAAUACUUUGAAUUUGAUAAAUCCAACAACUCUGAAAGUAACAAAAAGAAUUUAGAUACCUUCUUCAUAUUCUAGUUGUCCUCUUAUAGUUUAGGUACCAGGCUGCAACAAUUAAGUUGCUGUAGCAUCAGGAAGCAAAGUAUUUAUUAUAGAUUUAAUUACUUCAUCAGUAGUUCAUGCAACAGAUACAAAUGGAUAUUAUGUUUAUUCUUUUGAUAUUUGGACAGAUGGUAAUUACAAAUAUAUUAUUUAUGGAGAUAAAGCUGGAAAACUAUACUCAAAUGAAAUAAAAACUAAGACAGAAAUGCCUCCAAUAGAUAAAGCCCAUGAAGAAAAAGUUGUUGAUGUAAAAGUCCUAAAAGAUUCAAAUUAUGUUAUAACAGCAUCAACAGAUAAAAGAAUCAAAGUUUGGAAGAUGCCAGUUAUGUAGUAUGUUGGCACUUGGGAAGUGAAAGGUUUUGUGGAUGCAAUAGUUUCAAUAUAAAAUAUGCUAGUAGUAAAAUAAAGAGAUGUUGAUAAAUUAUUUUUAAUUUAUAAAGACUAAAAGGGUUCAUGUAAACUUAGACCUUUUGUAAGUAUAAAUACAGAUACUGUAGGAGUUUUUUAAAUAAAUGAAUUAAAUAGAUCUGUAGUUAGCUCUAUAUUUGUUAAUGGUUUAGAGAAUUUGCCUUACAGCGAUAUAGUCAUUGAUUUCUAUUGA
Messenger RNA from Tetrahymena thermophila SB210, 1608 nucleotides. RefSeq names its product WD domain, G-beta repeat protein. NCBI's taxonomy places the organism in Eukaryota, Ciliophora, Oligohymenophorea, Hymenostomatida, Tetrahymenidae. The record is from RefSeq and is a predicted model, not a curated record. Gene Ontology annotation, molecular function: protein binding. The transcript is spliced from 4 exons.